This is a messenger RNA of Aegilops tauschii subsp. strangulata, 1751 nucleotides long. RefSeq lists its product as uncharacterized. The record is from RefSeq and is a predicted model, not a curated record. NCBI's taxonomy places the organism in Eukaryota, Viridiplantae, Streptophyta, Magnoliopsida, Poales, Poaceae.
GUGCUGCGGCGGCGGCUGCGCCGUUGACGAACCCUAGACUUUGCUCAGGAGGUAUGCACAUUCUGUAACCGAUAGGUUCAAAGAAAAGAAAAUCUACAUAUUUUCUUCGGUUCUGGGCCGAGUAACCAGGGAAAGAAGAGAGGCAAAUCGCGGAGCAGCUCGCCUUCUUCCCUCCCGCGCCGCUCCAGAGUCCUGAGGGAGGAGUAGGGCAUUCGAUUCUAGCAGUCGAUUCUGUCCUUGAGAUCCAGAAUCAAGCUAAGCAGCAACUCCAGCGUGCAGCAAUGGCGGCCGCGGCAGCUGACGUUCUCCUGCCUUCCAAGAGGCAAAAGAAUAACCCCAGUUGUCUGGGAACCUUGCCAGUCCUUCCGGCCACGGCAACUGCAGACUGGUCCUCGCUCCAGCCCGACAUAGUCCGCCACAUCGCCAACUCCUUCCUCACCACCGACGACGUCGACUGCUACAUGGACUUGCGCGCCGUCUGCCACAACUGGCGCUGCGCCACCGACGACCCCAAGGACGACACUUCAGACCCUCGGUUCCUCCCGUAUCGGUGGAUCAUCCUCAACGACGCCUUUCAGAGUGGCACGCGUCUCCUCUUGGUCAACACCAGCACUGGCCGGUUCCUCCACAGGGAGCUCCCAUUGCUCCGCGACUACUAUGUCAUAACCACCACUCUCACCGGCUUCUUCAUCCUGGCUGAUAGGAGCCCUCCUCAUGCCGCUCGCGUAUUCAACCCUCUCACCGGCGGCACCAUCCCAUUCACGGUGCCUGUGCCGCCUGAGGUGAAUGUUGCCGGUUCCAUCUGCUUUGACUUCACUUUGCCUUUGCUCACCUUGCUCUGCGACUCAUCUCACAAGCUGUACAUGGCCAGGCCUGACCAGUUUGAAGUCGAAGACCAUAAGUUUCCAGUUUAUAGUUUCAUCCGAAGGGCAGUCGUAGGUGGUUUGAUCGGUCGUUGGUGGGGAUCAGCCGGAAUGGCUGACGUGAUUGGCAAGAUCUUGGGUGUGGCAGAGUCGCUCCGUGCUCAUCCAUUGAAGUUUUUUUCCACUGAUCCUCCUGAGCUGGGGUCUGCAGACAACGCCCGGUGUUUCCUAAUGGACUUUGGUGGACAUCUGCUGGCCAUCAUCAAGGGACAAGGACUCAUCCAGGUUUUCAAGUGCGAUGACGAGAAUGGCACACUUUCGCAUGUGAAGAGCAUCAUCAAGCAUGCCAUCUUCAUUGGUCACCAUAGGUGCCUAGCUGUGAACACCGAUAUGUUCCCAUCGAUUGAGGCAAACUGUAUUUACUAUACUGAACACCUGGGUUCCUCUGCUCGUAUCUGGAAGUUCAACAUCGAGGACAGGAAAGUAGAGACGGUCUCGGAAGCUGUUGAUUUUGCGAAGAAGGACAAGCAGUUUGUCCUCGUCGCCGACCGUCCUUUCACGAUCAUCCAGCUUCUCUCGAGCUACAGCAUCAACAUCCAGGAUUCUGAACUGGCCUUACAACAGAUCACAUAAGGCGCCGCCGAUGAACUGGAUGAUUAAGCCUAUGGUAUGCAUUGCUAAGAAAUGGUUCAUGUUGUCUCUGUGGUCUUUUGUUUUAUUAUUUUGGUUAUGCCUUGACUUGUUCAGAGCGAGAAACAAGUUGAAUCUAGGUUGUAUGUUCUGUGAUGGAAUUAGUGUUUGCUAUCUUAAUUAGGACAUGAUGAUAUGUACCCAAUGCUCCACUGUUUAGCUUGAUGGUGCAAUGUGGCUCUUAAUUUCUGCAGUAAA